Molecule: messenger RNA, 636 nt
Organism: Gossypium arboreum
Lineage: Eukaryota; Viridiplantae; Streptophyta; Magnoliopsida; Malvales; Malvaceae
Exons: 2
Coding region: 1-636 (211 amino acids)
Molecular function (GO): RNA-DNA hybrid ribonuclease activity; nucleic acid binding
Source: RefSeq, a predicted model, not a curated record
AUGGAAGAUAGUGAUUCUGGACCAGCUAAAACAAAGAACAUUUCCUGGACAGCAACCGAAGUAGUGAAAGCCUCUAGUUGUUGGGCCCGUCAAUAUGAAUCACUUCAUGGUGGCUAUAAGAAUAAUUCUCAGAAUUCGAAAUCCAUUAAUAAUUUAGAAGGAAGCUGGGUGUACUUGUCCACUGAUGGAGCAGUGAGCAGAGAUUCUGGGUAUGCUGCUACAGGGGGGUUAGCUCUAGAUCAUGAAGGAAAUUGGAUUGUGGGUUUCAAUCGUUUUUUAGGUGUUUGCUCUCCGUUUGAGGCUGAAGUGUGGGGUAUCCUGGAUGGAAUCCUUAUUUUGUUAAGUAAAGGAUUCAGACGGAUCAUCAUUCUGACUGAUAACCUUGAAGUCGCUCAAAAUUUGUCUACUUUAAAUUUGGAAUACUUAGGGAUUGCGGUCCUUCGAAGAACUCAGCGCGUCAUGCAAUCAGAAGGGGAGUGGAAGAUCGAGUACAUUUCAAGAAAUCUGAAUUCGGUAGCUGAUCACCUUGCUAAACUUAGUUUGAAUUGGAAGUCCAAUCUUCAAAUAAUUGUUGAGGCUCUUAAGGAAAUUUUAGAUUUACUUCAAGCUGAUAAAGCUAGUGGCUAUUUCAUGUAG